UGUGACGGUGGUAAGCGGAGUGAUGUGAGAAACCUGGAUGUUGAGGCGGGCAACUGCAUCCUGCGAAAUGAAGCUUCUCUGUGCACCUGUGUCCAACAGAAGAAUCACUGGAGUUGGAGUCUUGGACUGAUGGUCGACAGCUAG
Haemonchus placei is the source of this 144-nucleotide messenger RNA. NCBI's taxonomy places the organism in Eukaryota, Metazoa, Nematoda, Chromadorea, Rhabditida, Trichostrongylidae. The record is from the annotation of a GenBank genome assembly.